Messenger RNA from Vicugna pacos (alpaca), 1918 nucleotides. RefSeq names its product coiled-coil domain containing 9 (gene CCDC9). Lineage: Eukaryota; Metazoa; Chordata; Mammalia; Artiodactyla; Camelidae. The record is from RefSeq and is a predicted model, not a curated record.
CCUCCAGGACCGGAAAUGACUCUCUUUAGUUCCCUUCUUCACGUGGUCCGGGCGGGAAGUGACGCGCACGGCCCGGGAGCUGCAGACGCGGACGCCGACGAAGCCGGAGUCGCGGACACCGCGGGGUCUCCGGGACAGUCAGCCACACUGGACCUGAAAUCGAAGGAGGAGAAGGAUGCUGAGCUGGACAAGAGGAUCGAGGCUCUUCGGCGGAAGAACGAGGCCCUCAUCCGGCGCUACCAGGAGAUUGAGGAGGACCGUAAAAAAGCUGAACUCGAGGGAGUAGCCGUGACAGCUCCCCGGAAGGGCCGCUCGGUGGAGAAGGAGAAUGUGGCAGUUGAAUUGGAGAAGAACCUGGGUCCCUCCCGGAGGUCCCCUGGAACCCCUAGGCCCCCAGGGACCAGCAAGGGAGGCCGGACCCCCCCGCGGCAGGGAGGCCGGUCCAGCAUGGGCCGGGCAGCCCGCAGCUGGGAGGAAAGUCCUGGGGAGCAGCCUCGACGAGGAGCUGGGGGCCGUGGCCGGAGGGGUCGGAGCAGGGGGUCCCCUCAUCUGUCUGGAGCUGGAGACACCUCAACUGCUGACCGCAAAUCCAAGGAGUGGGAGGAGCGGCGCAGGCAGAACAUUGAGAAGAUGAACGAGGAGAUGGAGAAGAUUGCAGAGUAUGAGCGCAACCAGCGGGAAGGCGUCCUGGAGCCCAACCCGGUGCGGAACUUCCUGGACGACCCCCGGCGACGCAGCGGGCCCUUGGAGGAGCCUGAGCGGGACCGCCGGGAAGGCAGCCGGCGGCAUGGGCGCAACUGGGGGGGGCCCGACUUCGAGCGGGUGCGCUGUGGCCUCGAGCAGGAGCGGCAGGGCCGCAGAGCCGGCCUGGGUGGCACCGGGGACAUGACGCUCUCCAUGACGGGCCGCGAGCGGUCAGAGUACCUGCGCUGGAAGCAGGAGAGGGAGAAGAUUGACCAGGAGCGGCUGCAGAGGCACCGCAAGCCCACGGGCCAGUGGCGGCGGGAGUGGGAUGCUGAGAAGACUGAUGGCAUGUUCAAGGAUGGCCCGGCCACUGCCCUUGAACCAUCGCACCGCUACGACGAUCAGGCCUGGGCUCGGCCCCCCAAGCCCCCCACUUUCAGGGAGUUCCUGUCCCAGCACAAAGCUGAGGUCAGCCGCAGAAGGAGGAAGAGCAGCCGACCCCAGGCCAAGGCAGCCCCCCAUACCUACAGUGACCAUGAUGACCGCUGGGAGACGAAGGAGGUAGCGGCCUCUGCGCCUGAGCCCCCACAGCCUGCUCCCCCGGAGGAGAUGCCCAUGCAGCUGCCCGAGACCCCAGCCCAGGACUGUCAGCCUCCUGAGGACGAGGGGGAGGAGGGCGAGGCGGAGGACGAGGAUGAGGAGUGGGAAGACGUGAGUGGGGACGAGGAGGAGGUCGAAGAAGAAGAGGAGGAGGUUGAUGAGGAGGAAGAAGAACCAGCCUCAGACCACCCACCCCAAGAGGCUGAGCCCAGCAGGAGCCCCACCCUGGAGUGUGGUGUCGAAGAGCCCACCAGGCCCGAGGAGCCCCAGCCGCUUCCCCAGGCCCCUGCCACGCCUGCUAGCCCCUUCUCGCCCCCCGGGGGCCACCAGCCCGUGUCCGACUGGGGUGAAGAGAUGGAGCUGAAUUCUCCCCGGACCGCCCACUCGGCUGAUGCCCUCUCUCUGGGUGAGGCUUGGCCUUUUGAAAGUGCAUGAAGUGGGCUGCUUGUGUGUGUGCUCAAGGGGUGCGUGGGGGACCCUCAGGCUGGGCCCUGGGACCCUGUGUGCCUCAUGGCCCCUGUGGCUAGGGAAGAUGGUCCAUGCCUGUCUCUGGAUGCCCAUCCUCAGAUCCUGCCCCUGCUCUGAACCAUUCAGGGUCCCCUCCCCAAUAAAGAGUUCACAUCCUCAAAUGACA